AUGAACCUCAACGAAUUCGCAGAAGCUCAGAAACCGCAUUAUACCGUUUAUCCUAAAGUAAAAAGACGUAAGGUUAGUUGCCUAAAGGGUGUUGACCCUUUCGUCAAACUUUUGUCUGGUAAAGAAUCACUCGAGAUGGUUCAUAAGAGGUGGACGCUAUACCAUCAACUUCAUUCUCAAUUUUAUGCUCAAGUUGAUGAUAUAGUGGAGAGGAUUGAACUAGAUAUGCGUAGAGAAAUCUCGAGUGUAUUGGCCAAAGAAACAAAUCUACUAUCACCUUGCUUCAACUGCCUAUUUCUCUUGGGUUCAGACAGCACUACUAGCAUAGAGCUGCCAAAUGAUGAUGCAAAUAAAAUGAACGUAAUCAUAGACUUGACGCCGAAGGAAUCGCCGAACGUAAGAAUGAUGUUAAGGAGAUCAAUGUUCAGAUUAUUGAGUGCUGCGGAGUCGCCAAAUCAAACUACAAAGAACGUGCUCAAAACUGAACACUCAGAGGAUUUGGUAGAGGUUGGGGAUGGGCUUGAUCUAGCGUCAUCCCCAGACCUGGGAGUUUCUUACGAUCUCUCUCUGGUGCAGAAUUUUCGAAAGAUUUUCAGAAAGGGACUCAAGCUCGUUUUCAAUUUUAAGGAAGUGGACUCUUUCAAUUCUCAAGUCCUUGAUGAUUUCAUAAAUCUUUUGAAAUCUUCUUUAAACUAUGAAGAUAUUGAAAUUUGCCUUGUGCUCAAUAUCAAUACAAACUUAUCAAAUAUACAAAAGAAUUUGAGACAAUCAACCAUUAGGCUAUUAAAAAAGAACUUUUCGGUCAUAGACCUCUCUCAUAACAAAGGCUUCAAAUAUGCAAAUCAAACAUUUCAAAGCUUUUUGAAUACCGUUGAUGGAAAGUUAAACCUGUCGUCGGAAUUCGUGGAGUUUAUUCUUGAUAAGAUGUCAAAUAACUCGACACACAAUCUUCAAUUGCUCACAAAAAUAUUGGACUACUCCUUGAUGUCUUACUUUUUCCAGAAUCCUUUCUCAGUGUUCAUUGACCAAACAAAUGUGAGACACUUUGACGAGAAUUAUCUUCCUCCUCUUGUCAAAUGCCCCACAUUCAUGACAUUCAUCGAGGGUAUGGUUCGGAACCACGCUCCUUCCGAAGAGAUAAUGUGCUUGCUAGAGAAUGAAGAUUCCAAUCUUGAAGAGUUUUUUGCAGAGUUUCUGGUAAGAGAGAAUCCGAUUAAUGGUCACUUAAAGUUAGUUGUGGAAGUCCUUGAAAAUCAGCUUGGUGUCUUCAAUUAUAACCUUAUUGAUCUCUAUUUCCACAUGCUGACCGGCAAACUUAGUACCUUUCUGUCUAGAUGGCCAGAGUGUCAGGAGUUUGACGAUAUUCUCAAAUUCGAGCCGGUGGAUAUUGUAUUCCAGGAGCUAUUUACAUUGGAUAACAGCAAGGAGUUGUUUUCUCAGUCCUUAUUUCCGUACUUGCGAACAAACCUUGAGGACAAUUUGAUCAACUCCGAUCGAAUCAUGCCACCCCCUUCAAAGCGCACGCAUAAACCAAAGACGCCACAGGAAGAUUUUGGGACGCUAAUCGAUUUACCUUUGUGCCAGCUUUUUGGUCUAUACCGGGAAGCGAGCUCACUGAUCAAUCUUUUCGACUUUUAUUGUGCUUUCAAGGAAACUCUUCCUAAAGAUCAGUUACUGAACUAUGUCAAGAGCAUUCUCGAUCUUAAAAUGUUCGAGCUGACUGAAGAACAAAGGACUAGACUAUUAGCCAUGGCAAAAGACGACGAUUUAAGCAAUUUGGUAGACAAGAUGAUCUUGGUUUGGUUCAUUCAAUCUGUAUCUGAAUUCCAACAGAUAGGACUUUUAAAGACGAAUAACAACAGCUCUUACGAAGUCGUCGAAAAAUGCAUAUGGAGAGGUUUGUAG
Messenger RNA from Lachancea nothofagi CBS 11611, 1905 nucleotides. The record is from the annotation of a GenBank genome assembly. Lineage: Eukaryota; Fungi; Ascomycota; Saccharomycetes; Saccharomycetales; Saccharomycetaceae.